This is a messenger RNA of Lactuca saligna, 699 nucleotides long. NCBI's taxonomy places the organism in Eukaryota, Viridiplantae, Streptophyta, Magnoliopsida, Asterales, Asteraceae. The record is from the annotation of a GenBank genome assembly.
AUGAAGGGAGAAUAUUCUAAACUCUAUUGGCUUGGAAGGAUUGAAGAAGCAAAGCUUCUGCGGGCCCAAGGUCAAUAUGAGAUGGCAAUUAAUCUUGCAAAGUACAUCUCUCAAAAUCGCAAAAUGAAUGAGGCGGCAGCAGAUGUUUUUGGCUCUGCUGGUGUAAUAGAAAAUCCCAUGGAUUUCGCAAGGAGUGUGGGAGUUGGCAUCAAAUAUUUCCUCUCAGUUCCGGCCAAAAGCUUUAUGAAGGCAUGCUUAACAAGAUCACCAUUUGAACUUGUGAGAUGCAAGCUGACUUUGUAUUACAGUCAUUGGCAAAUGAAUGAGGUUUUCCAGCUUAAAGUUAAUGGGGUUUCCUUUAUGUCUAUUCCAAAAUCAUCGCAGAUAAAGAAUGCAGUUGAGGUGAGCUAUUUCACUUACAGACCCAGAGGUGGGAUCAAUCAAAUUCCUGUUGAUUGCACGAUUUUAGGAGAUGUGAGGCUGACCCAUUUUUACAAUGUGCUAGAUGUAAUUAAGAAGCUAAAGGAAUAUGUAGAAGAUUUAAAGAAAAAUAUAGAGAAGAUUGCUACAAGGGGGUGCGUGUCAAAAUAUGUCUUACCAGAUAAGAACUUUAGAGGGAAUUUUCAUGCUUUAUCAGGGUGCUGCAAAUAUACAAGUGGCAGGAGCAGAUAUGAACAACAAGAGCAGCCGAUCACAUAG